AUAAGAAUGCAAUGAGAAAUGAGUACUAGUAAAUAUAACAUAUGCAUGGAUUGAUGAGCUGCUGAACUAUAUAUACAAACACUGCAGGUCCAGACUCUCGAGCUUGAUGAUGUCCAGUGUCCCACACCAGCCUCAUCAUGUCACCUAGCAAAAGCAAUUUGUUCUAUGCCAAACCUGACUGACCUAACACUUGGUAUGGAUCUCAAUGAGGAGUUCUACUCUACAUUGAAAGCAAAGGCAUCGUCUAUACAGGUCCGGACUUUCAACCUUCGAGAUGUCCGGUGUCCCACACCAGCCUCAUCACGUCACCUAGUAGACGCACUUUGUUCAAUGCCACACUUGACUGACUUGAGACUCUAUGAAGGGGAUUUACGUGAGGAGUUCUACUCUACAUUGAAAGCAAAGGCAUGGUCUAUGCAGGUCCAAACUCUCAAGCUUCACGUUGUUUGGUGUCCCACACGAGCCUCAUUACAUGACUUAGCAGAAGCACUUUGUUCUAUGCCAAACCUGACUGACCUGAUUCUUAGAAUGGAUUUCAAUGAGGAGUUCUGCUCUGCAUUGAAAGCAAAUGCAUCAUCCAUACAGGUUCAGACUCUCAAGUUUGAGGACGUCCAGUGUCCCACACCAGCCUCAUCACAUCAUCUAGCAGAAGCACUUUGUUCUAUGCCAAACCUGACUGACCUGAUUCUUAGAAUGGAUUUCAAUGAGGAGUUCUGCUCUGCAUUGAAAGCAAAUGCAUCAUCCAUACAGGUUCAGACUCUCAAGUUUGAGGACGUCCAGUGUCCCACACCAGACUCAUCACAUCAUCUAGCAGAAGCACUUUGUUCUAUGCCAAACCUGACUGACCUGAUUCUUAGAAUGGAUUUCAAUGAGGAGUUCUGCUCUGCAUUGAAAGCAAAUGCAUCAUCCAUACAGGUCCAGACUCUCAAGCUUGAAGAUAUCCAGUGUCCCACACCAGCCUCAUCACAUCAUCUAGCAGAAGCACUUUGUUCUAUGCCAAACUUGACUGACCUGUCACUUGGUAUGGAUCUCAAUGAGGAGUUCUACUCUACAUUGAAAGCAAAUGCAUCAUCCAUACAGGUAUGUGUUUCCUCAUGUUACAGUUAUUGAGAGGGUCAUUGAAAGAAAGAAAGAGUAGUAACACUUAUAUGGUGAAGAUGUAUAUAUGUUUUAGGUUUUCAAAUUACACUUUUAUUUAGGCCAUUCACUUGAUAUAUCAGAAUGGUCAUGAAACGUG
Messenger RNA from Strongylocentrotus purpuratus (purple sea urchin), 1237 nucleotides. RefSeq lists its product as uncharacterized. The record is from RefSeq and is a predicted model, not a curated record. NCBI's taxonomy places the organism in Eukaryota, Metazoa, Echinodermata, Echinoidea, Camarodonta, Strongylocentrotidae. The coding region runs from base 166 to 1110 and encodes 314 amino acids. The transcript is spliced from 6 exons.